Molecule: messenger RNA, 618 nt
Organism: Blastocystis hominis
Lineage: Eukaryota; Bigyra; Opalinata; Blastocystidae
Exons: 3
Coding region: 277-585 (102 amino acids)
Biological process (GO): ribosomal small subunit assembly; translation
Cellular component (GO): cytosolic small ribosomal subunit; ribosome
Molecular function (GO): RNA binding; structural constituent of ribosome
Source: RefSeq, a predicted model, not a curated record
UGCACUCUGCUACGAAUUUUCGAUUGUCAAGUAUGUAAUGGUGAAUGAUGCGAAAACAGUGGGACACGAUAGCCGUCCGACCUUGAGUUGCCGAUAAGCCCUGUGUGGUGUUUUGAGGCCUUUAUGAAUGGUUUUUCUAACUAGCUGUAGAUGGAAAGAAUUGAUAAGAGUAAGGGAACUACUGCUAGAGAUGUCGAGGCCAUGAAGCUGAUCAAGGCUUACGCCGAGUACCUGAAGAAGAAGGGAACCGUGUCUCUUCCUAAGCUGCACGAUAUCAUGAGAACCAGAGUGUUCAGCGAGUACAGUCCUUAUGACCCCGACUGGUACUUCAUUCGUUGUGCUGCUAUUGCUCGUCACCUCUAUCUGAGACCUGAUGUGGGUGUCAAAUCUUUGCGUGAUGCUUUCGGUGGUCGUCAUCGCAACGGAGUCCGUCGCCAGUACCACGAUCAUGCUAACGGAAACAUCAUCCGUCACUGCCUUCACAACCUGGAGGCUCUGGGACUCGUGGAGGUCGGCAAGCACGGUGGUCGCAGACUCACCAACGCCGGAUACAAGGAUCUGGACCUCGUUGCUAGACAGAUCUAAGUGAAAAAACGAGCAGGUGCAAGGAGCUUCAGA